AUGAAAUUUAUAUUUUUCUUCUUCCCGCUUAUUUUUGCAAACAACGAAGAAAACUGCAGAAUCGCUAAUCCAGAUUGGGACUACUACAGCCAAGUAACCCAUGUUUUUGGGAUACCCAUAGUGGCAACAAGAGAGGUUCAUCCUUCAGCAAUAGCUCUGACCUGUAAAUACUUCGAAUUCCUGAUCAAAGACAAUCAAGAAAUCGUCAGGAACCUCCAACGAAGAAAUCACAAGGUGGUCAUUCUCGGCCGACGACAAGAACUCGCCCGAGAUGUUCCAGAAUACCACGGGUACGAGAAAAAGCUGCACAGUAGAGGAGUCGGCGGGACAAGACAUAACCCAGUUACAGUCAUUCCCGAAGAAAAUGUCCUUUGCCUGAAAGAAGACAAACAACCGGGAGACAUCAUCCUUCACGAAUUGGCCCAUGCAAUCCAUCUUGUCGGAACUCCAAGGGGUCUCCUUCAAAAAAUCGCCAGAAGCUACAGGCAUGCAGAGAGAUACAAUCUCUUUCUGUACAAUUACGCCGCAGAAGAUCCGCGAGAAUAUUUCGCCGUCGGGGUUCAAACGUUUCUCAACAAGUCACCAGCGGAAAAUUACGCGACAUUUGAUCAGCCGCAUCGAAGACCACUCAGAAUCACGAGAGAUCACCUCUUCCGUAACGACAGACAUCUCUACUCUUUGGUUGAAAAUGUGUUGCUUAAAAAAGAAGGCUGGAAAUUGCCGAAACGAUGCGAACUUUGGAAGAACGGAAUCAUGGACCCAAACACCUUGGUCGAUUCUUUUGAUCAGCUUUUAUAA
Molecule: messenger RNA, 798 nt
Organism: Oikopleura dioica
Lineage: Eukaryota; Metazoa; Chordata; Appendicularia; Copelata; Oikopleuridae
Source: the annotation of a GenBank genome assembly